AGCGUCCGCGAGGCACUGGGGCGACGGGGCAGGUGUAUCCGGGCUAACUUUACCGAGUCUGUUUUUGAGGGAAGAGGUUGUGAGGACCGUAUCUUCCGGGACGCGUUUCACGUGGGAAGGCGCUCCACGCCCGGAUGUCAGCAGCCGGCGCGUGAAGAGCCGCCGCGGGCGGGCGCGGGGCCUCUGGCCUGGCAGCCGCAGGACCCAGUGGGUCAGGCGCUCACGCUGUUCCCACUGCACGGCUUCAGUGCCUUGCCUGGCACCUCCUAUCCUGUAACUGGCCGACUCGGGGUCCCACCCAGGCUUCUCCAACGGCCGGGAAGGGGCUCUGCUUCCGGAAGUAUUUAGGAAGGGAGCCAGCGUAAAGCAGGAGUCCCUUCCUCCAAGCAUCGCUAAAGCCUUUUCUCCCCUGGCUGCCGAUUUCCUUUUCUUUGGAAAGGACGUCAGUUUUUUAGCUUGUUGAAACUGUUCAGAGAUGCGGUCUUGUGGGCAAAUCAAUGCCUGUUUAGCUGAGCUGUUAUUUUCAGCUAAGAAGUUCUUAAAGUUUUUCAAGAUCUAGGAGGGGGUGUAGGUUCGAAUUAUAAUGGACCCAGUGUAGCAAAACAUUUAUUCAUUUAAACGAUUGUGCAUGCUCAUUCAGACGCACUACCCGAGUGAGAUGAUGCCGUUCUGGGCUGCUUCAUCUUAAAGAGAGUCACUGUUUCUUCUGGCAACUUCUACCUGCCUUGGCUAUUGAGGUUUGUGAAUUGCACCUCUGGUUUAAUUUCAGGUCGAUGGCCAGGUGGUCUUCAUAAACUAUACUGCCUUGUGAUGCCUCCCUAGAAAUGAGAGGGAGUCUCGCUCAGUCACCCAGCCUGGAGUGCAGUGGCACAAUCUCGGCUCAUUGCGACCUCCGCCUCCCGGGUUCAAGCGAUUCUCCUGCCUCAGCCUCCCGAGUAGCUGGGACUACAGGCACGCACCAUCACGCCCGUAUUUUCAGUGGAGACGGUUUCACCACGUUGGCCAGGCUGGCCUCGAACUCCUGACCUCAGGUCUCAAUACCAGCUCAGACCAUGUGGACCGCGGAUGAGAUUGCUCAGCUGUGCUAUGAACACUAUGGGAUCAGGCUGCCCAAGAAGGGGAAGCCUGAGCCAAACCAUGAGUGGACGUUAUUGGCAGCCGUGGUGAAGAUACAAUCUCCAGCUGACAAGGCCUGCGACACCCCUGAUAAGCCGGUGCAAGUGACAAAGGAAGUUGUAUCAAUGGGAACAGGAACAAAAUGCAUAGGCCCGUCCAAAAUGAGGAAAAGCGGAGACAUCCUCAAUGAUAGCCAUGCUGAGGUCAUAGCCAGAAGGAGUUUCCAAAGGUACCUUCUCCACCAACUCCAGUUGGCAGCCAGCCUGAAAGAGGAUAGCAUCUUUGUCCCAGGAACUCAAAAAGGAGUGUGGAAACUUAGACGAGACCUCAUUUUUGUGUUUUUCUCCAGCCAUACACCCUGUGGGGAUGCCUCCAUCAUUCCGAUGCUUGAGUUUGAGGAUCAGCCUUGCUGUCCUGUCUUCAGAGAUUGGGCCAACAACUCAUCAGUAGAAGCCAGUAGUAACCUGGAAGCUCCUGGAAAUGAAAGAAAAUGUGAAGACCCUGACAGUCCUGUAACCAAAAAGAUGAGGCUUGAGCCUGGGACUGCGGCCAGGGAGGUCACCAACGGAGCAGCUCACCAUCAGAGUUUUGGCAAGCAGAAAAGUGGCCCAAUCUCACCAGGCAUCAACAGCUGUGAUCUCACUGUAGAGGGACUGGCUGCUGUCACCAGAAUGGCCCCUGGUAGUGCCAAAGUGAUAGACGUUUAUAGAACUGGAGCCAAGUGUGUACCUGGAGAAGGCGGAGACUCCCGGAAGCCUGGUGCUGCGUUUCACCAGGUGGGGCUGCUCCGAGUGAAGCCAGGCCGUGGAGACAGAACACGCUCCAUGUCCUGCAGUGACAAGAUGGCCCGAUGGAACGUCCUCGGAUGCCAAGGGGCACUGUUGAUGCACUUCCUGGAAGAGCCCAUCUACCUGUCAGCUGUGGUCAUUGGGAAGUGCCCAUACAGCCAGGAAGCCAUGCAGAGAGCACUGAUUGGAAGGUGUCAGAAUGUGUCUGCUUUACCAAAAGGCUUCGGAGUUCAAGAACUAAAAAUACUGCAGUCAGAUUUACUAUUUGAACAGAGCCGCUGUGCAGUGCAGGCAAAAAGGGCUGACAGCCCAGGUCGACUUGUUCCUUGUGGGGCAGCCAUCAGCUGGAGUGCAGUUCCUGAGCAGCCUUUGGAUGUUACUGCCAAUGGCUUUCCACAGGGAACAACAAAGAAAACAAUUGGAAGCCUUCAGGCAAGAUCCCAAAUCAGCAAAGUGGAACUCUUUAGAUCAUUCCAGAAGCUGCUAAGCAGAAUUGCAAGGGACAAGUGGCCACACUCCCUCAGGGUGCAGAAGCUGGAUACCUACCAGGAGUACAAGGAGGCUGCGUCCUCUUACCAGGAAGCCUGGAGCACACUCCGGAAGCAGGCAUUUGGAUCCUGGAUCAGAAACCCACCGGAUUAUCACCAGUUCAAGUGAGAAGGAAAUGUUUGCUCUGGUAGCAGGACCCUUCAUCCUGAACUGCCUUCCUCCACGUAGGACAAGUCUUAGCUUUUUUGGUAGUUAAAUCAGGGAACAUUCUUUCUGAGCAUUGCAUCUCUGUUGUGUAAUACAGAUUGAAUCUGGAACUUAGAGCAGGCUAUACUUGAUUGAAGUAGCUCUCUGCUAAAAUGGCAUCUCACUAAUGACCUCACUAUCUGACUUCCAUUGUGUUUUAUUGCUUCUCUAAAAUAUGAAAUCAGAAUUUGGAACAUGAUGCUUUCAAAGUACUCUGCAGCAGCUCUGUUUUAUGGGUUCCUACAUUGAUUCAGCAAAUAUUUAUUGAGCUGAAAUGAUGUUUGACACUCUGCAAGUUUUACAGCUUUGCCUAGCAUAGCGAACAUAUAUUUUGUAUUCCCAGCCUUUCUUUCUCCAGGGAGCCAUUCUUUUCCCAUUCUUCAGUGAUCCUGCUCUGUGCCUCAGACUUGGCUGAAGCUAACCUUACUCCCUGGCUCUAGGAAUAGCCUGUGAGGCAGCCCCGGACCGCCCUGGACUUGUUCUCAGAGGUAUCAGGAAAGGCUUUCUGUUUUGAUCUGGAGCUGUAAGGGUCACAUAAUCAUGGGACUGCCAGUGGCCAUCUUUUCCUACUACCUGGAGAAAGCCAGCAAAGAAUGAAGGCAACAAAGGAAACAGCCAAGAGGAUCAAGAUCUAGUAGCACUGUUUAGAUGUCUCAAUUAUGUGAGACAGAUUCCUAUUGUUAUUUUGAUUAAGCCUGUUUGUGUUGGUUUUCUGACUUACAAUUGAAAGAGUUCUGUCCAAAUAGCCAAAAGGUGGCCAGGCUUGGUGGCUCAGGCCUGUAAUCCCAGCACUUUGGGAGGCCCAGGCAGGCAGAUCACUUGAGGUCAGGAGUUCAAGACCAGCCUGGCCAACAUGGUGAAACCCUGUCUCUACUAAAAAUACAAAAACUAGCCGGGCGUGGUGGCAUGCGCCUAUAAUCCUAGCUACUCAGGAGGCUGAGGCAGGAGAAUUGCUUGAACCCUGGAGGCGGAGGUAGUGGUGAGCAAAGAUCGUACCGCUGCACUCCAGCCUGGGUGAUAGAGCAAGACCCUAUCUCAAAAAAAAAAAAAAAAAAAAAAAAAAAGAAGCCAAAAGGCCCUGCAGCAAAUCAGCAAUAGACCCAGCACCCAAUCCUGUUUUAACAUCGAAUUUUAACACUCAACUUCAGACCUUGAAUGAUUGACUGAAAAUAGAAGCUCCCAUGUUGGGGUUACUCAAGGUCCUUAUUGGUUCUUCAGCAUUUUGUGGCUAUAAAUAUUUUUAAAUAACAGUUGUAUUGAGAUACAAUUCACAGACCAUAAAAUUCACCCAACUAAAGUAUGCAAUUUAAAAGUUUUUAGGCCAGGCACGGUGGCUUACACCUGUAAUUCCAACACUUUGGGAGGCCGAGGCAGGCAGAUCACCUGAGGUCAGGAGUUCAAGACCAGCCUGGCCAACAUGAUGAAACCCCGUCUCUGCUAAAAAUACAAAAAUUAGCCGGGCAUGGUGAUGCACGCUUGUAGUCCCAGCUACUUGGGAGGCUGAGGCAGGAGAAUCACUUGAACCUGGGAGGCGGAGGUUGCAGUGAGUCAAGAUCACGCCACUGCACUCCAGCCUGGGUGACAGAGUGAGACUCUGUCUCAAAAAAAAAAAAAAAAAAAAAAAAGUUUUUAGUAUAUCCACAGAGUUGUGCAACCAUCAAUUUUAGAACAUUUUCAUCACAAAUUUUGUGCCUGUAAUAGUUUCCUAGAGCUGUUUCUUAACGAAGUACCACAAGCUGGGUGGCUUAAGACAACAGAAAUGUAUUCCUGGCAGGGUGCAGUGGCUCAUGCCUGUAGUCCCAACACUUUAGGAGGCCGAGGUGGGCAGAUCACGAGGUCAGGAAAUCAAGACCAUCCUGGCCAACAUGGUGAAACCCUGUCUCUACUAAAAAUACAAAAAUUAGCCAGGCGUAUUGGCGCACGCCUAUAGUCCCAGCUACUCAGGAGGCUGAGGCAGGAGAAUCCCUCAAACCCAGGAGAUGGAGGUUGCAGUGAGCCAAGAUCGUGCCACUGCACUCUAGCCUGGGUGACACAGCAAGACUCCGUCUCAAAAAAUAAAAAGAAAAGAAUGUAUCCCCUUUCAGUUCUGGAGGCUAUAAGUCCAAACAGGUUGUUGGUGGGGCUUCUGCUUCCUCUAAAAGCUUUAGGGCAGGGGCCCCCAGCCCCAGAGCCACACACCGUUACUUGUCUGUGGCCUGUUAGGAACCAGGUCACACAGCAGGAGGUAAGUAACAGGUGGGCACGCGAAGUUUCAUCUGUAUUUACGGCUGCCCCCCAUCACUCACAUUACUGCCUUAGCUCCUCCUCCUGUCAUACCAGCGGUGGCAUUAGAGUCUCACAGGAGCGAACCCUAGUGUGAACCGCACAUGCAAGGGAUCUAGGCUGCACACUCCUUAUGAGAGUCUAACGCCUGAUGAUCUGUCACUGUCUCCCAUCACCCCCAGAUGGGACUGUCUAGUUGCAGGAAAACAAGCUCAGGGCUCCUACUGAUUCUACCUUACGGUGAGUUGUAUAAUUAUUUCAUCAUGUAUUACGAUGUAAUAAUAAUAGAAAUACAGCACACAGUAAAUGUAAUUCACUUCAGUCAUCCCGAAACUAUCCCCCUAUCCCCACCCCUGGAUCUGUGGAAAAAUUGUCUUCCAUGAAACCAGUCCCUGGUGCCAAAAAGGUUGGGGACUGCUGCUCUAAGGAAGACUUUUUCGUGCCUCGGGGACUGCUGCUCUAAAGAAGACUCUUUCAUGCCUCCUCCUUAGCUUCUGAUGGCUCCUGGCAGUCCUUGGCUUGUGGCUGCAUCACUUCAGUUUCUCCCUCUGUCUUCACAUGGCCUUCCGUGUCUGUGUCUCACGUGGCCUUCUUCCCUGUGUCUGUGUCUUUCCAUGGCCUACUUAUGAGGACCCCAGUAAUUGGAUUUAGGGCCUGCUCUAAUCCAGUCUGAUUUCAUCUUAACUAACUAUAUCUGCAAAGACUCUAUUUCCAGCUAAAGUCACAUUCUGAGGUUUCAGGUAGACAUGAAGUUUUGGGGGACACCACUCAACCCAUUGCAGAACCCAUUAGCAGUCACUUCCCGUUCCUCAACCCCCCCUACCCCAGGGCAAUCAGUAAUCUACUUUCUGUCUCUUUGGAUUUGUCUAUUCUGAACAUUUCAUAUAAAUGGAAUCAUACAAUAUGUGGUCUUUUGUGACUGGCUUCUUUCACUUAACGUUUUCAAGAUUUAUGUUGUAGCAUGAAUCAGUACUUUAUUACUAUUUAUGGAAUAAAAAUCAGUUGUGUGGAUAUAAAUGUUUUGUUUAUCCAGUCAUCAGUUGUUGGACAUAUGGGUUGUUUUCACUUUUUGGCUCUUAUACAUCGGGUUUCUAUGAACAUUUGUGUACAAGUUUUUGUGUGAGUAUAUAUUCUUUUUUUGUUUUUUUUAGAUGGAGUCUCGCUCUGUUGCCCAGGCUGGAGUACAGUGGCACAAUCUUGGCUCACUGCAAGCUCCGCCUCCCGGGUUCAUGCCAUUCUCCUGCCUCAGCCUCCCGAGUAGCUGGGACUACAGGCGCCCACCACCACGACUGGCUAAUUUUUUGUAGAGACGGGGUUUCACCGUGUUAACCAGGAUUGUCUCAAUCUCUUGACCUCGUGAUCCGCCUGCCUCAGCCUCCCAAAGUUCUGGGAUUACAGGCGUGAGCCACCGCGCCCAACCUGUGAGCAUAUAUUCUUAAAAUGUUUUUUUAAUUACAGAAAUAAUACAUAUAUGUCAUAAGAAGUUAUCCUUGAAUUUUUUUCCAUAAGAAAUCCUUUUAGAUAGGAAAGAAAGAAGGCCAGGCACAGUGGCACCUGUAAUCCUAGCACUUUGGGAGGCCAAGGUGGGCGGAUAGCUUGAGGCCAGGAGUUCGAGACCAGCCUGGCCAACAUGGCGAAACCCCAUCUCUACUAAAAAUAUAAAAAUCAGCUGGGCGUGGUGGCACAUGCCUGUAGUCCCAGCUGCUUGGGGGACUGAGGCACGAGAAUCGCUUGAACCUGGGAGGCGGAGGUUUCAGUGAGCUGAGAUCGCGCCACUGCACUCAAACCUGGGCAACAAAGUGAGACUCUGUCUCAAAAAAAAAAGACAAUGACCAACAUGGAGAAACCCCGUCUCUACUAAAAAUACAAAAUUAGCUGGGCGUGGUUGUACCUGCCUGUAAUCCCAGCUACUCAGGAGACUGAGGCAGGAAAAUCGCUUGAACCCAGGAGGUGGAGGUUGUGGUGAGCCAAGAUUGUGCCAUUGCACUCCAGCCUGGGCAAUAAGAGUGAAACUCCGUCUCAAGAAAAAAAAAAAAAGCAAAAAUAUCACUACUUGAAGGCCAGGGUCUCCAAUAUUCUGCUUUAAUCAGUUUCUUUUGCCUGGCCCCAAAUCUUAUAUUAUGACAGCAGCUGGGACACCUGGGCUGGCAGGAGCUUUUAUCUAAAGGAUGAUGCAUCUCUCUCUUUUAUGAGAUCUUAUUUUAAAGGAUAAAGACUUAUAUUAAAGCAUAAAAGGAUAAUUUUUUAUGCCUAAAUUUUAUGUUAAAUUUGCACCCCCCAAAAAAACCAACAAAUUUAGACUUCAGAAUAGAGACUAGAAAAAAAACCUGAAGGCUAGAGACUAAAGGCAGCUUCACUUUGGACUGUUUACCUGUUUUCUCAAGAGCUAAAAGUAGGUGCUUAAACCAUCCUACAUUUUAUUUUAAUCUCUUAAAACCCAAGUUUAAAAUAUCAUCUGUGCCUUAAAAUCACAUCUCUGCAAUCUUGGCAGGCUCUCAGAUUUCAUACAUUUAUAAAAUGUGUUUUCACUGUUUUUUAUUUUUAACGGCAAGUGAAAGGAUUUUUAUUUUACUAAUGUUUCUUAACCUAUAUUUGGCUGAUAACUGCUUCUAAUUUUUAAAUACAUUUUCUUCUUUGAACUUGUUAUGGAAAUUUUUAAAUAGUCACAAAUAUAGACUAGCACAGUGGACUCCCUGAACCACCACCCAAACUUAGCAAACAUCAGCUUUAUUGCUGCUCUUGUUUGAUCUAUUGCCUCGUCCCCUCCAAUAUUUUUUUCUUUGACCAUUUAAAGCAAAUCCUAACCAUCGUAUUUCACCCAACAGAAUUAAUAUGUAGUCUGCUCAGUUUUCCCAUGUUGUCUCAAAAAUAUAUUUUGACUGUUUAUUUGUUCAAAUUAAGAUCUAAAUAAGAGCCACACUGUGCAUUUGAUUGAUAGGUCUUUUGUCUCUUGAAAUCUGUAACAGUUACCCUUUUUUCUGUGUUGAAAGGUGGGUUUUUUGUCCUGUAGAAUUUCCCACAUUUUGUAUUUCACUGCUCAUUUCCUCCCACUGUUGUUUAAAGGUUCCUAUCUCCCCAGUAUUUCCUAUAAAUGUGCAGUUACACAAAGAGCCUUGAUUAGAUUCAGGUGCGGUUGAUCUGACAUGAGUACUUCCUGAGUGACUCUGCAUCUUUGUUUUGCAUCAUAUCUAGAGGAACGUGACAUCUGGUGGUUCCACAUGCUGUGACUGAGCAAUGGGGUCUGUGGUGUCAGUCUGGUCUUUUCCAUUAUAAAGUACCCCACCAACCCUCCACCUGAUGGUUCUAGCAGCCAUGUCAGGGGUCCCUGAGACCACCCUCAUGUUUGAUGAUUCACAAGAUAGAUUCACAGAACUCUGAAGAGCUGUUAUACACAUCAUUCCUGUUUAUUUUAGUGAAAGGAUACAGAUUAAAAUCAGCAAACGGAGAAGGUGCAUGAGCGAAGUCCAGCAGAAAACAAGCACAAGCUUCCAGUUGUACCCUCAAUAUGAACCGUGCAUGUUUGAUUCUUUGACAUGGGAGGGGCCUUGCUCAUUCGGUAGAGAGAUUGUUCCUCCCAAGGCUAGCCAAUUCCUGGAGAGAGUAAAUGACUCAACUAUGACUGUUCCUUUCAUAUGUAAACCAACCAAUCUGGAGCCCAUACCCCAACCUCUCCUUUACAGGACGUCUCAUACUCUGGGCCAAUAUCCCAUACUCUGGGAUAUCCUCCUGCCCUAAUCACCGCAGGGCCAGGUACCAGAAAGCUAGGGACAGCCCCUAGGCCCCAGAGCCCGCUGAAAUUAUUCAAACUCGCCAGUCUGCUUACUCGGCCUUGCCCCUUCCUUCCCAUGGAGAUCACAAGGCUCUUACUCCACUUGAUCCCCUCCUUCCCCUCUGCCUCCUCACUGACCCUGGGCUUCCAGUGUGGCUCCCUGUGGUGUGCCAUGCCCCUUUUGGAAUCUGUAAGUAUAACAAGCUUUCUUGUCAAUGGCAGUCACCUCAUCUAUUGCCCUCACCAUACUUGAAUAAUAAUAAAACCUAUAUUUUAUAUUUUUUUAUCUUUUUUUUUUUUGGAGACGGGUAUCUUGCUGUGUUGUCCAGGCUAGUCUUGAAUGCUUGGGCUCAAACGAUCUUCCCACCUUGGCCUCCCACAGUGCUGGGAUUAUAGGCGUGAGCCACCACUUCGGGCCACCUAAAACCGAUAUUUUAAAACACUCCCCCAGUGGUGUCGCACAGACAGCACUUAAUCCUCCCAGCAAUGAUGUAUGGCAGUAUGUGCCAGGUGUUGCCAAUUAUAGAAGCUCACUGAGCCUUGGAUGCUGCUAACAUCGCAUGAUGCACAGGACAACUGCCCUGUCCCCACCUCCACUCCCCACAAAGAAUGAUCUGGCUCAAAAUGUCAGUCGUGCUGAAGUUAAGAAACCCUGCUUCCAACAAUUGUCUUUUAAAGUCACUUGAAAUAGUUCCUCUCUAGUUAUUGCUCCAAAUCUGUACAUAAUUUUACUUUCGUUUUUAGGGAUGCCUUUUUAAAAAUUAUGUAAAAUGUUUGUAUGAUUCCAAAGUUGAAACUAGUUUGGUUUUGUUUUUUAUUUUUUAUUUUUUUAUUUUUAUUUUUUUUUUUUUUGAGACAGAAUCUUGCUCUGUCAUCCAGGCUAGAGUGCAGUGGCGCGAUCUCGGCUCACUGCAAGCUCCGUCUCCUGGGUUCACGCCAUUCUUCUGCCUCAGCCUCCCAAGUAGCUGGGACUACAGGCGCCCACCACCACGCCCAGCUAAUUUUUUGUAUUUUUAGUAGAGACGGGGUUUCACCAUGUUAGCCAGGAUGGUCUCGAUCUCCUGACCUCAUGAUCCACCCACCUUGGCCUCCCAAAGUGCUGGGAUUACAGGCGUGAGCCACCGCGCCUGGCCCCCUUGUUUGCUUUUUAAAAAAUAGAAACGGGGUCUCACUAUGUUGGCCAGAUUGGUCUUUAAUUCCUGGCCUCAAACGAUCCUCCCAUCUUGGCCUCCCAGAGUGCUGGGAUUACAGGCAUGAGCCACCACACCUGGCUAGAACUAGUUUUCUUUGAAGAAAGGUACAUUCAGAGAGGUCUUUCAUCCUUGUCCCCUCCCUGGUUUUUUCUUCCCUCUAGCAGUAGUCAUAAAUCCAUAUCAUAUAUACAACAAUUUGUGUUUUUGCCACUGUAUCUUUUGGAUAGUCUUAGAAGUGGGAUUGUUGGGUCAAAGAUUAAAUAAACAUAUAAUUUUGCUUGAUUUAAAUAUAUCUUCUAAGUUCUAUUUCUAAAUACAAUGAAUCCAAAGAAAGCAAAGCACUGAACAGCAUUACAACUAUGCCAUUUAUAUUAAAAAAGCAUGAAAGAGGCCGGGCGCAGUGGCUCAUGCCUGUAAUCCCAGCACUUUGGGAGGCUGAGGCAGGCGGAUCACCUGAGGUUGGGAGUUCAAGACCAGCCUGACCAACAUGGAGAAACGUCGUCUCUACUAAAAAUAAAAAAUUAGCCGGGCAUAGUGGCACAUGCCUGUAAUCCCAGCUACUCGGGAGGCUGUCAGGAGAAUCGCUUGAACACGAGAGGCGGAGGUUGCGGUGAGCCAAGAUCAGGCCAUUGCACUCCAGCCUGGGCAACAAGAGCAAAACUCCGUCUCAAAAAAAAAAAAAGCAUGAAAGAUAUGUAAGUAACUGUUUAGCUUGUAUAUACUAAAGUAUCUCUGAAUCGACUUACAAGAAACCAGCCAUCAAACAGGAAAAAGGAUGGCUGGGGUCCAAGGAGUGGGAGGGAGACUUCUUACUGGAUACCCUUUUAAAAUUUUGAACCAUGUUAAUAUAUGUCUAUUUUUUAAAUAAAUUUUUUAAAUAAAAAUUAAUGGAAAAAGA
Molecule: messenger RNA, 10761 nt
Organism: Pongo pygmaeus (Bornean orangutan)
Lineage: Eukaryota; Metazoa; Chordata; Mammalia; Primates; Hominidae
Gene: ADAT1
Product: adenosine deaminase tRNA specific 1
Exons: 11
Coding region: 1053-2561 (502 amino acids)
Biological process (GO): tRNA processing
Molecular function (GO): RNA binding; adenosine deaminase activity; tRNA-specific adenosine deaminase activity
Source: RefSeq, a predicted model, not a curated record